Helianthus annuus (common sunflower) is the source of this 1113-nucleotide messenger RNA. RefSeq lists its product as uncharacterized. The record is from RefSeq and is a predicted model, not a curated record. Lineage: Eukaryota; Viridiplantae; Streptophyta; Magnoliopsida; Asterales; Asteraceae. The coding region runs from base 1 to 648 and encodes 215 amino acids. The transcript has 3 exons.
AUGGAGCGCAAAAUUGUUACGGUCACAGUUCUCCAGGCGACACUGGGAAUAGUAGUCGUGGUUGCCGGUUUCGCUGCUGAAGCCACGAAGGCUAAGAGAUCUCAAGUUAGAUUGGUUUACUAUGGUCACGUACCUGAAUGUCACUACCCAAGUAGUCCAGCCGUUGGUCUAGCCAUAGCAGGGGCCGUGGCUCUUGUGCUAGCGCGUACCAUAGUCAAUUCAACCACUGCAGAUUGUUGUUUGUGUUGCCAACCACUCCCUAAGAUGCCCAAAAUCGGCCUAGUCUGUAUGGUUAUUACAUGGAUUACCUAUUUUAUUGCUGUAGUCUUAUUUUUUGUGGGUGCACAGUUAAGCCUUAUAAAUAGUGUCCAGACAGACAUCAACGGUGCGUUAUAUUGUUACUAUGCAAUGUCCGGGCUCUUCUCUGCAGCCGGUAUCAUGGGUCUCAUGAGCGUGCUUCUCGGUCUCAUCUAUUACUUUUUAUAUACCUUGGCUCAACGUCGUGAAGCAGCUGAGAAACUGUGUGUAGGUCUAGAACUCAAGAAACUUACAAUCCCAGAUGGCAAGAAACCACCAACAAUCAGUGUUGGCAUGAAGCCACAAGUGUCAUCGCAGAAACAUUUGGAUUCGUCGCUAUUGCUUGUGUAACAUGUAACACUGUUUUAUUUGUCUAUGUUUUUUUUUUUUUGUUUUGUGUUCCUUUGAUUUUCUCUCCUCUGAUCUCCACUCUCUCUUUCUAUUUUUUUCCAACCAUAUGCGCAUCCAAGAAAGUAUAUACAUAGUAUUGUUGGCCCCAAAAUGGAUCUUUGAUCUCUAGACAAUCGAAUAACUUGAAUAUAUAAACUAAGAGUUUGAAUACAAUACAAUGGAAUUGUUGAGAGUGAUUUACAAAUGAGAAAUCUAUUCCUAUUUAUAGUUUCUAAAGGGUGCGAUCCAAUAGACGCGUCUCUUCACGAACGGGUGCGUCUCUAAAACAUGUGGAUGUAAUUAAACAUGAAGGGGUGUGUCUUCUUGUCCAAGAGUCGUGUCCCUUCUCUGUGUGUGGCUGAAAUCGAAUGGGUGCCUCCCAAGGGAUUUCGCCACCCUUGGGGUGGUAGUUACCAAGUUCUGAUU